AUGUUUGUAACUCGAAUAUCCACCGAAGACAGUAAUUUAAAGCCAAAAAGAGCCAAAAUAGAGACCCCACUGGUUCUGGGUUUCUUGGCCGACGAUAAGAUCGGAACUAUCCAACCCCAUGACAAUACUUUGGUGGUCACACUUAGAAUAGGGGGAUAUGACGUGAAGAGAGUGUUGGUAGAUCAGGGAAGUGCUAUCGAGAUAGUGUACUCCGACCUGUACAAGGGGCUGAAUUUGAAACUCGAGGACCUAACGGCGUAUGAUUCCCUUCUAGUGAGUUUCAAGGGGAAAACUAUUACUCCAAGAAGUCAGAUUAGAUUGCCCAUACAGACCGGUUCAGACCUGGUGGAAGUGGACUUUAUUGUAGUGGACGCUUAUUCAUCUUACACGGCUAUUGUGACUAGACCUUGGCUUCAUGCCUUAGAAGCCGUUUCUUCUAACAUGCACCAGAAGGUGAAGUAUCCAUCUGAUGGCCAGGUUAAAGAACUUGUGGGGAAUUAG
Messenger RNA from Quercus lobata, 501 nucleotides. RefSeq lists its product as uncharacterized. The coding region runs from base 1 to 501 and encodes 166 amino acids. Lineage: Eukaryota; Viridiplantae; Streptophyta; Magnoliopsida; Fagales; Fagaceae. The transcript has a single exon. The record is from RefSeq and is a predicted model, not a curated record.